Molecule: messenger RNA, 5053 nt
Organism: Oryzias melastigma (Indian medaka)
Lineage: Eukaryota; Metazoa; Chordata; Actinopteri; Beloniformes; Adrianichthyidae
Product: zinc finger protein 518A
Exons: 4
Coding region: 816-4658 (1280 amino acids)
Biological process (GO): regulation of transcription by RNA polymerase II
Cellular component (GO): nucleus
Molecular function (GO): RNA polymerase II transcription regulatory region sequence-specific DNA binding; DNA-binding transcription factor activity, RNA polymerase II-specific
Source: RefSeq, a predicted model, not a curated record
AAUAUACUGUCAUGGGCUGGAACUCACAAGCAGAUUUGAUAGAUGUAUUAGUUUCAGUUCAGUAAUAAAAUAUAAUUAGAUAACAAACACAAGACAGAGGAAAUAAAAAUGUUUGGAAGUGAAGGCUCCUCCUCAGUUGUCAAUAUUAUAAAAUAGAUCAAUAAACAUCAAUGAAGUUUUGACUGAAAUUCUGUGUUUACAUCCUUUUAGCUAUUGUAACUCUAACAAUUCAUGCAAUAAACAUAAUUCCAAUGGAUUCUGAAGUGGAGAGAAGCAGUCUUUUGCUGAUAUACAACACUUUGCAGUAGUUAAGUGUUUUCACAAUCAGUGUAAAUGUGCUGAUUUUUUUGUGGAGAAAUGUGACUUUGCACUUUUAUACAGCACUUUAAAUUUAGAGAUGUGUUGCAUAGUGGUGCAAAGCUGAUACGAAAAUCUGCUUUUUUCUGUGUCAGAAUCACCUGACUCGCGUUGAACGCAUAAACGGUCAGACUUAUGGUAUGUCAAAGAGCAUGUGUUAUUCAGGUGUCAGUGGCAACAUCUCCAGUUUAUAAAGGGUAAAUCUGAGUUGUUAAUAUGGGAGUAAAUGGAGAAUCGCUAGAGAUAAAGAUAUAUAUAUUUUUUUAAUCUGCCGUGAUUGGGUUAGAUGCCAACUAGGACCGAAAGAUGGGACUAGACCUGAUUGUCACUGAAGAGGACACCAGUCUAAGGCGUACAGGACAUAGCGACCUAUACUGAUUUGUUUGUGUUCCCCUAGUUACCACAAGAUAAAAACUGGAACUGUGAACCAACAAAAAGAUGAGCAGCUCCCUGCAUUGAUGUUGAGGACAGCAGUGCAGAGGGCUGCAGCCAUGGAAGACUUCACAAGGCCUGAAGACGCUGUGAAAAAUGGCAGCAUUUCCGUCACAGAGGAGGAAAAGGACAAGGUGAAGGACCUGAUGUUCAAGCAUCUGAGGGAGGCAGCAGACGGGCAGCUCUUCAGUAACGGUGAAGACUCCAUAACGGAGCAUGGGGCCCCCUCGAAGACUGACAGACCAACCCUAAAAGCCCACUGUAGGAUCCAGCAGGGCGCCGUCUUCUCCGGGAAGAUCCUAAGCUUCGGUUGCUCUGUGUGUAAAGACAGUUGCACCUACAGUCCCAACGAUCUGCUGAAACAUUUCCGAGCCGCUCAUAAAGGAACUCUUCCCACUUACCCAUGUGACCUGUGUGAUUUUGUAACCAAUGAGUUCCCUGCUCUUCAGCGCCACCGCAUGGAGCACAGGAACACGCUGGUGACCUGUGAGCUUUGCAAUGACAAUACUCAGUACUCUCUGCUGUUGAUUACCAGGCACUACAUGAUGAGCCACAGUACCAACGGACAGUUCAAAUGUGACUGGUGUGAGUUUAGGACCAGUGACGCGGGGACGUUUGUCCAGCACAUCCAUCGUCACAAUGAGAGUCACUGGAAAUGUUCAAAAUGCAGACAUAUCAGCUUGAAUGAAGAAGACCACCAGAGUCAUAUGAAAGCUCACUCGGAUAAGUUCCCCUUCACUUGUCAAGUCUGUGGCUUCGGUGCAACCAGCAGUGAGUAUCUCAGAAAACACAGAGCAAGUGUUCAUAAAGACAUGAGCGAGACAAAGAACACAUGGAAAAUGGCAGAAGAUACACCAGCAAACUUCUCUUCAAAUGCCAAGCAGAUUUAUAAGAAGAGCUGUGAGUCACUGGAGACUCAGAGGAUUUUUAAACCCAGCUGUGUGUCGGGGAGUGUCCAAAGCCAAAACAGUAGACCAGUCAAACCAGAUCUACCUGUGAACGAGGCUCUUCACUGUUCAGAGGGAUCUCCUGCAAAGAAGGACCACAGAGUCAGGAGCAGAAGUCCUCAGAGUACAGAGCAGUCGGCGUCAGUGGAGUUAGAAGAUUGUGAAAACAGUGAAGCAGGAAGUCACACAAAUGCUAACGGACUCACGGUUCUCAUGGUGAAGAAUAAAAUCUCCCUUCCUCCUCACUGCACCACCAAAGUGAUGGGCUUUAAAGUGGUUGAUGGCAAAAAACACUUGGUUCUUAAAGUAAUACCGUCAGCGAAGCAAGAUAAGUCCAACUGUUUAGUCAGUGAUGUUUCAUUACCAAAGCCUGUUUUGGACAGAGGUAAAGUCAGUGAGAAGAAGGAAUACUCUGACUCUAGCUCAGCUGUUUCACCAAGAACUAGUUCCUGCGGGUCAGGAGUUAAUCAGGGUGAUAUCAUGGCAAUAAAAGUGAAAAUUGAGGAAGAGGAGACCUCAGUUUGCAGCAUUAAUGUGGGUGACCAAACAAACGCUUUACACAGCAGCUCCACAACCUGUGCAGAUACAAUGAGCUCGAAAGAUUUAUGUCAUAUUUGCAACCAAAUGCACCUAAAUGAAGCUAGCUGCAAUGAGGAGAGGAAUAGCCUGUCCUCAGACUGUUGUAUUUCCACUGCAGCUAGACAAAUUAGUUCUGAAGUAAGCAAUACUAGCCUGGUUAAUAAAGUCAACAAUCCUUCAAAUGUUCAGAAAGCUAAAAAUCUUAGUUUAGGGUUAAGAAAAUCUGAAGAGAACUGUGGAGCUGUAAAUCUGUCAUCACCAGCUGAUCAAACUAUAGACACUCCAGAAAAGAACGGUCAGCAAAAUGUUGACGAUCUAGACGCUUCAGUACCGUGGUCGCAACAAACCUCUUUGCUCAGCAAUGGAGAAUGUGCUGCAGGAACAGGGAAGACUACUCAGAAUACACCAAACCAGGAAGUAUUUAGCUUUCACAACUACUCCAAGGAAACAUUCAGUGCAUCACCUAGAUCUGCCCAAGACCUGGACUGCAAUCACAGCAUAUCGGAUGACUGUGAAAGCACAUGCGAACCACCGCAGUUCAGCUUGACAUUGGCAGAAACUCCUGAGCAUCUCUCAGAAAGUUUAGAUCGAGACAUAGAAGUGGAUGAAUGUGUAGCCAGUGUUGAUGAGCAACUGACUGAGGACCAUCCAGAUUCUGUGCUCCAGAACUUCAACAUCGUCAAAGUAGAGGAAGACAUCGUUCCUAUUUCUGCAACACAGUUGGAGUCACAGAGCUGUUCGACUGUUGUGGGCUGUUUUGUGGAAGAACACUCGGAUGCAAUUAUCAGGCAGCAGCUUCACAGGGAAAAAAGAGGACCUUCCAGAACCAGCAAUGACCCAACCAAACAAGCUACAACUCUACGGAUUCUUCAGCUUCCUGAAGGAAAGCAGCCGGUCCUCCUGAGAGCUGCAGAGAAUCAGUUUGCUAUGCCUGUUAAGGUCAACUCCUCCACAGGUUUUAAACUUUUAACAAACUCUACAAAUCCCCAGAUCAACGUGUCCUACAUAAAGCCAGGGAUGAACAAGUCGAACAAGCCACAGCCUGAUGAAAAUAGGACCACUCUGGUCUCAGCUCUGCAGCAAUCAACAAACCCCGCCCAGAACCACUACCUUAUAAAAAGGCCAGGGUUUAAGGGUCCGGUGCUCGUUCCCAGUUCACCUAACACUCCACCCAAAGCUAAAAUGGCAAAAACACAACCAACUUGCUAUUUGGUGCAAAGAUCAGUCCCAGUCCAGAGCCCUGAUGGUCCUGUUCUCAAAAUGGCUUCGACUCCAGCAAACUCACGUCCAGUCCUGGCGGUGCCGGUGAGCCCUGCAGAGAAGCCCAGCGGUCGGCAGGCUUUUCUGCUGAGAUACAUUUCUCCCAAAUCAGGCCUUUGUCUGAACAACCAGGAGACAAAAACCGGAAGCAUUUCUAGCCAAACAGGUGAAAACUCGGGAAACAAAGUUAUAUUUAAAAUUGUCUCACCUUCGGGCAGCCUUCUCACAAGUGGUCCCCCCACAUCAAGCAGCCAGCCUUUGUUUCUUGCCACUAGACCUCAAACCCAGUGUUUCCUAGUGUCAUCGAAUAAAGUGAACACAUCUUCUUAUAGUGGAGCAAAGAAGCUGAUUGGUUUACAGAACUCUGCACAGAAAGAUGUUAAAAAAUCUGAGACUUCACCAUCUCAGAUCCAUCCACAGGCCCAACGGUGUGAGGCGGAGAAACUAGCGUUAGCUCCACGAUCCAUCAGACCUCCAAGCCAAAGGAAAAGAUGCAGGAAAUCAUUAUUUGAUGAGCCUGCAACAAUGGCGCACAAAGCCAGAAGACUGUCCAACAAAUUGCAGACUGAGAAAGACACUCCUGCUUUAUGGACACCUGCUGCCAAAGAAGUAGAAAGGACACUGAAGCUCUCCCCUUUCAGCUCAGUGCAGCAGGUCAAAUGCCCCCGCCGUUACCAGCCUGUGGUGGUGCUCAACCACCCAGAUGCUGACAUUCCCGAGGUUGCCAACAUCAUGAAGGUCGUGAAUCGGUACAGGGGUGCCGUCACAAAGGUUUCUUUGUGUCCAAAAACACUUCAAGCACUUUCUGAUCUUGGCGAGAACUCCACCUCGUCUAACGAGGAGAGUCUGAGACCCAGAGCGGCUCAGAGUUCUGUCCGAGAGCGAUUUCUUCUUAAAAUGAAACUCAGGAGAAAAAACAAAAAGAAAUAUGAGGUGGUUAAGCCAUCGUCUGGUUGUAGACAGGGGACAGCACUGUUUGACUGCUGGUUUUGUGGGCGAAUCUUCACAAACCAGGAGGACUGGAUUGGUCAUGGUCAGAGACACUUGAUGGAGGCCACCAGAGACUGGAACAAGCUGUUCUGACCUUCCACUACCUUUCCAUCUGAACAUGUAAAUGCAUAUGAUGUUUUAUCUUUUGGUAGGUGUGUACUCUGGUCCCUGUGCACGCGUCAGGUUAAACUGUGAAUAUGCUACACUGAAGCUAAGAGCAACAGAUGACUGGAAGGGAACAAUAAAAGCAGAGUGUUUAUGCAGAGUGGAAUCAAGAUUUCCUCAGGUAAUUUAUAUUAAACUACUUUCUCUCAUGCUUUAGUUUAAGUGAUUUUUUUUUUUUGUACAUUUUCCUGUCCUGCACAUUGGGGCAGGAGCUAAAUAUUUGUACAGCUAACUGUAAAAACAGAAAUCCAAAUGUAACUGUCCUGGUUCAAGUGAAUCUUUCUGUCUAAACCCUGAUUAAAAGGUGGUAUAAUUUCACACUA